Messenger RNA from Cuscuta europaea, 1057 nucleotides. NCBI's taxonomy places the organism in Eukaryota, Viridiplantae, Streptophyta, Magnoliopsida, Solanales, Convolvulaceae. The record is from the annotation of a GenBank genome assembly.
AAAAGACCGGUAAAACUCAGAAAGAUAAAAAAGAUAAAACUGAGAGUAAAAAAAAAGAUAAAGCCGAGGGUCAAACCAAAAGUGAACCUGAGGGUCAAACCAAAGGUGAAACUCAGGGUGAAACCAAAGGUAAACCUGAAGGUGAAACCAAAGGUAAACCUGAAGGUGAAACCAAAGGCGAAACUGAAGGUGAAACUGAAGGUGAAAAGAAAAGUCAAACUGAGAUAGAACUAGAGUUAUUCAUGAAAAACUAUUUAUUUUUUCAAUUUAGAGAGGAUUUUACUUUAAAUCAAGGCCUUUUCCAAGAUCUCCAAAUCUAUUGUCUCUUGCUUAGAAUGAUAAAUCGAAAAAAAAUGAUGCUAUCAUGGAUUCUAAGGGAAAAGUUAAAUUUGGGUCUAAUGCCACAGAUGGAUCAGAAAGAGAGUGUUCCAGAUUCAAAAAGAAAUGUUCCAGAUUCAAAAGAGAGUGUUCCAGAUUCAAAAGAGAGUGUUCCAGAAUUUUUAAAAAAGACGGGAUUUUUGGUCGACCCCCUUCCGCUGUCUAUCAAACCAAAUGGAGAAUUUCUUAUGUAUGAAACGAUAGUUAUUUCGUUGGUUCAUAAGAGUAAACCAAAUUCUUAAUAAAGAAGACGUAAAACAAAGAAUAAUUCGCGCUCGAGAGAACAAUAAUUGUGAUCCGCUUCUUAUUGAAAAUAUUUUAUCAUCUAGGCGUCGUAGAGAAUUAAGAACUCUAAUUUGUUUCAAUUCACACAAAUGGAAUGGCGUGGAUGCAAAUUCUCUAGUUUCCAACAAAAAUAAAGUUUGGGAAGAAAGCAACCCUGGGCCUAAGGAUCAAAAUAAAUUAAUUGAAUUUUUUCUUUGGCCUAAUUAUCGAUUGGAAGAUUUAGCUUGUAUGAAUCGUUAUUGGUUUUAUACUAAUAAUGGGAGUCGUUUCAGUAUGUUAAGGAUCCAUAUGUAUUUACCAUUGAAUUUAAAUUGGUGGAAAUUUAAUUGAUAGUAGUACUAUCUACCCUGUAGCAGGGUAGAUGGUAGCAGGUUAGAUGAAAACCAAUAUGGAC